Molecule: messenger RNA, 1375 nt
Organism: Dissoconium aciculare CBS 342.82
Lineage: Eukaryota; Fungi; Ascomycota; Dothideomycetes; Mycosphaerellales; Dissoconiaceae
Product: phosphoribosylaminoimidazolesuccinocarboxamide synthase
Exons: 4
Coding region: 221-1144 (307 amino acids)
Biological process (GO): 'de novo' IMP biosynthetic process
Cellular component (GO): cytoplasm
Molecular function (GO): phosphoribosylaminoimidazolesuccinocarboxamide synthase activity
Source: RefSeq, a predicted model, not a curated record
GCUGAGUCAUCACGACAGCUUCAGCUCGACAUCAACACAAUGGUGACGACUCAUGGUUCAGCUUCGUAUUUCCAAAUUUCAACAGGUAUCACAGCACUGUGAUCAGGUCGAUCUGCUAGAUUAAUCACAGCAACUGGUCCCAUCGCGGCGCCGUCAUUCGAAAUCCGGCACUGAACAGCACUAAGACCGAGCUUUUCUUUCAAGAUCACCAUUAAACAACAUGGCACAAGCAUCAGAGCCUCUGACCAAGCUGGACAUCUCGCAAUCCACUGGUUGGAAGAAGAUUGCAAGCGGCAAAGUGCGAGAGAUUUUCCAAAUCGAUCAGGACUCACUUCUCUUCGUUGCGACAGAUCGCAUUUCGGCUUAUGAUUAUAUUAUGGAGAAUGGCAUUCCCUCCAAAGGCGCUCUCCUGACCCAGCUCUCCGCGCACUGGUUCCAGCUUAUUCAAUCCAAGUACACUUCGCUCAGAACGCAUCUCAUCUCCAUGUCCCUUCCACGAGACACUCCCGCGGACCUGCAGUCGACACUCUCACGACGAAGCAUGCUGGUACGUCGCCAUGAUCUCAUCCCUCUCGAGUCCAUCGUCCGAGGCUACAUUACUGGCUCCGCUUGGAGCGAGUACCGGAAAUCUGGCACAGUCCACGGUAUGCAGGUCCCUGCUGGAAUGCAGGAGAGUCAACGGUUUGAAGGCGGCGCGAUCUGGACGCCUAGCACCAAGGCCGAACAGGGUGAACAUGAUGAGAACAUUUCCAAGGCGAAAGCUAUUGAGAUCGUUGGCGAGGAGGUUGCCAAGAAAAUCGAGCAAGUCUCGUUGGAGAUUUACAAGAUGGCACACGACUACGCUCUGCCUCGCGGCAUCAUCAUUGCCGAUACCAAGCUUGAAUUCGGCAUCGACAAGACUACCGGCGAGAUCAUCCUCGUGGACGAGGUCCUCACGCCAGACAGCAGUCGGUUCUGGCCCGCAGACAAGUACGAGGUUGGAAAAGGACAGGACAGCUAUGACAAGCAAUACCUCCGCGACUAUCUCACCAAGACAAACAACAAGCGCACGGGCGUGACAAUUCCCGAGGAAGUGGUCCGUGAGACGGCGAGGAAAUAUCAGGAGGCGUACGAGAAGCUGACCGGAAACGCUUGGGGGCAAUGAAAUAGGGAAUCUUGGAGAGCUGUGACUCUGUGACCCAUUUCGGCAGCUUUGACAUCGUGAGAUGUUCACACGAAACGUUCCCGAAUUGUUCAUGUCCACCGGCAAAUUGGUCCCGUUUCCAACGUGAGAUUCCGAAUACGAGGCACUGCCUUACAGUUUGACCGUAUGCAUGAAAUCUCUGUCAACGACGUAGAAGGUCUUCUGAUUUAGCAUGUGUCCCUUUUUUGAAGA